UCUGGAGGUGGCGGCUGUGUCUGGAAGCAGAGCUUGCCAAGCUGGACGACAAGAUGCUUCGCACCCCCAAGUGCUCGAGGUGCCGGAACCAUGGCUACCUGGUGCCAGUCAAGGGCCAUGCGGGCAAGUGCCGCUGGAAGCAGUGCAUCUGCGAUAAGUGCUACCUGAUCACCGAGCGCCAGAAGAUCAUGGCUGCCCAGAAGGUGCUCAAGACCCAAGCUGCCGAGGAGCAGGGGUCCCAGCUGCCUCCUGGGGCUCCUGUGGUGGCCGCUGCCUCCUCGAGCUCCAGCAUUUGCCCACUGCCCAGGGUGGCUCCGGGAGGCUCCGGGCCAGGCCCCGUGGCCGCCUACUUCCUCGAGAGGCCCCCGCAGGCCCGGAGCCCAAGCCCGAACGCCUUCCAGCUGGUUCCAGGCGGCCACCCGGGCCCCAGCUCCUUCCAGCCUGGCCUGGGAGGCCCCGGGGGCCCGUCCGACCGUCCCCCCGCGUGGCUGCCCCAGCUCAGCCCGCAGGUGCCCAGGCCGGAGCCCUGCGGCCCCGAGCAGCUCCUGCCAAUGCGGCCCGUGCCGCGACUGCCGUUCACCGACUACGGGCAUCCUCUGAGAUUCAGCUCUGAUCAUGUGGCAGGAGCUGGGUACCCUGAGAGAGAGCCUUUCAAGCAGUGCCCUGCCUGUGUCCCCAUGCCAUCCUACCAGCCCUUCCCUCUGGAUGGCCAGGAUGCGUCCUCAGCUGUGGGGAUCCCUCAACAAAGAAGCUUCCGUCACGUCUCCUGUAGCCCCUACCAUGGAGGCAGCUUGGUGUCAGAACCAGCAGGAGACCUCCAGCCGGCCUACUGCUCAUCGCCGCCGCCGCCGCCACCACCAUCCCAGCCUCAGCAGUCCCAGUUCCUCCCGCCAGGCUACCUCUCUGCUCUCCACUACCUGCCGCCGCCACCCCCACCUCCGUCUCCACCGUCUUUCUCACUGGCCAUCACGUACGAUACAGACAAGGAGAAUGCCAAUGCUCAGGAUGCAGCAGGCCCCAGAGAGUCCAGCCAGCACUCCCCCCAGGAGCACUCCCCCCAGGAGCACACUUCCCAGGAGCAGUCCAACUAAGCUGCAGGCCUCCUCAAGGGCCACUGGAUGGGGAGGGGCAUAUACGACAGCAAUUAUUGUUCUCGCCUGUGUUCAUGUUUUAUAGCGAGGAAAGAUAUUGAUAGGGAUAAAAUGGCAGCUAAUUCUGAUUUCAAGACAGGAGGAGGCAUUUGGUUUCUAGGGUUCUCUGGACCCUGUCUGGGUGUUGAAGUGGUGUGUGAAGGGAGACAGUGUUCGGGUCGGGCAGGGCCUUUGAAGAGUGGGGGCUGGGGAAACACAAGUUUGGGAAUGAAUUUAACCAUCCUGGGCCAUGCCACUUAUGAAAUUCACCUCUACAGGUGGCCUCUGAUUUCCCCAGCCUCACACAGGACAGAAGGCACUAUCCAUUUCAGCCUUCUGCCCACUUUGUCCGAUCCCCAGGGCUGGGCACCAGACAUUAAGGCUUUCAGCCUACACAGGGCUGGAGCCAGGGACUGGGGUGUUGACAGCAGGUCCUGCAGCACCCCUCCUUUGCUCAGCCGUCGCCCUUGUCCUUGUCCAGCUAGUGAACGCCCGCGACUGGGCCACUUCACUCUGAAGUUUAAGCAAUGGCAGGCUCCUUUCUCAUUUAAAGUUUUUGGUUUUAGCGUUGAAUGCUUUUAGGGUAGGAAACUCAUAGGCACUGAAGCAGUUCUCGGAGCAUAAAAUGGUGGCUUGUUCUCUGAGGACAGUUAAGCGUUGAAUAAAGCGAGCAUCAGAAA
Mesocricetus auratus (golden hamster) is the source of this 1810-nucleotide messenger RNA. It is a transcript of the gene Dmrtb1, whose product is annotated as DMRT like family B with proline rich C-terminal 1. Gene Ontology annotation, molecular function: RNA polymerase II cis-regulatory region sequence-specific DNA binding; DNA-binding transcription factor activity, RNA polymerase II-specific. Bases 54 to 1091 code for a protein of 345 amino acids. Lineage: Eukaryota; Metazoa; Chordata; Mammalia; Rodentia; Cricetidae. Gene Ontology annotation, biological process: germ cell development; regulation of transcription by RNA polymerase II; sex differentiation. The record is from RefSeq and is a predicted model, not a curated record. Gene Ontology annotation, cellular component: nucleus. The transcript has 4 exons.